UUAACAAUAAAAAAAUAUUUUUAAGCACAACAUACAAUUUCAUCUCCACAGCUCUAAAAUUAUAAACAGUAUUUUUUUUUCAAAUAAUCAACAACUUGUAUAAAUCAUCUUUUCUGUAACUGCGAAGAUUCAACGGUCCUCUAACACAAAUUGUGAUACAUAAUAUUGUUCGAAGAAGAUAUCUGGAAGAAGUCUAUCAUAAAAUAAUUGCUCAAAGAUAAACAAUAUCUUGAAAUUUACUUUUUAACCGCAUAAUGGCUGAUCGCAGAAAGUUAAACAAAAAUAUAAACUAUUUAAAUCAAAAUUCUAUGAAUAACCUUAUUUUACUUAUGUAUAUAAUGGUUUUGAUGUUUCCGUCGAAUAGUAGUACACUUGAAACGAUGUCAAAUAAAAUCAAUUGCUCAGAUUCAAUGACGUGCUCCAAAUGUACAAUCAAACCUAUGUGUGUAUGGUCCCUUAAACAACAAACGUGUGAAAACAAGAAUAAAUUCAACUCUUCGAGUUUAAUAGCUUCUAGAGUAGGCGAAUGUCCACAGUUUUCAGUAGUUAAAGAAUUUAAAUAUACUAAUUUGUGGAUUGAGUGUAACUUCACUGUUAAGUUAUCGAAUGAUUUAGUAGGUUUCAAAAACUAUCUUAACAAUUAUACAAUUAAUAUUUGUACUAGACUAACAACAUGUCACCAAAUGAGGUCAAAGACAAACAACGAAAUGAUGAUAUUAUCAAAUGUAUUACACUUAAACAGUACAUACUUAACGGGUCCAUCUUACACUAUUUUUAUUUUUAUUAAGUUCAAUGACAUCAUGCUGCGAUUUGACAACGUAGCCGAUAACUUUAUUACGUUUAAUAGACAGGAAGAAUGUUCUGCCGAUGAUACAACAUCCUGUGCGAUUUGUGCAUGGAAUAACGACGGAUAUUCAAACUACUUUAAAUGGUGUUCGUUCAAAAAUGCAUGCAAGAUUCAAAAUGAAACGUAUCUGAAAAAUAACGGUAAAAAAUAUGUACACGAAAAUAUUACGUAUGUGACGAAUGAUUGUGCCGAAAUAAACGUGACGUCGGUCGAUCCGUUGUCUGCGCCAAAAACUGGUGGUACAAUCGUAACAAUCAUCAUUAGGAAUCACAGAAUAUUCGCAGAAAACCGAACUAUAACUGUUACGGUGGCAGGAACGGUUUGCUCGAACCCCAGAACAUCCGGAUCCGAGACUAUAACUUGCACCACGUCACAGCCGAACGAAACACCAUCUGGUCCGGUCCUGGUCGAGUACUCAUCGCCGACCGGUGGUGUAUUGAAAAUCGAGUCGUCCCAGAUAUUCCAGUUUUAUAAUGUUAGCUCUACCUGUGGCACGCCCAGUCCCGUAUUGGACGCUGACCAACAACUCGGAGGGGUAGCUUCUGGUGGCACCUCCGUGUCGAUCCGUGGCGAUCAUUUCGUUGAACCUUGCGUUGUGUCCUCUGCUCGACUGUACGUCGACCUGUCCGACGGCGUUAGACGGCACGCAGACAGUUAUUGCGAUCCGCCGAUCAACGACACGUACAUGGUCUGCCGAUCGCCAAGAGUGAACGGAAUUGACUGGAACGGGGACGCGUCGACUGUGGGACAGCUACUAGACUUUGGACUGGAUAUCACAUUUAGCAAGGACGACUUGUCCGGCGUGAAUCAGUCGCAGCUCGUCGCCGUUCGUAGCCCAAUGCUCAAAUAUUACGUGCACCCCGAUCCGUUUCUGGUUGACUUCGAAGUAGACGGAAACGGUUCAGUAGUCGUUAACGGCCUCCAUUUACAGUACGUCCUACCCGAAGACAUAGUGAUACGGCCUGUGGAUUCGCCGUCCGUUCGUUGCGUAGUCUUCUUGGCCACGCGACAUAGUUUAAUGUGCCAGCCUACUGCUUCUGUUGCUACGUUACAAGUGAUCUCCGUCACAUUCGGCAAUUCGUUGGUGCACACAGUGAUCAGAAAAGCAUCGCCUUCCACUGACGAUCCGUCCAAGCUUCCCGGCUGGUUCCGCGCGAUCGUCGCCAUUUCCGUAGGGCUGAUAUUUGUCUUUGCCUUGGUUUGUUGCCUAAGAACGAAACAUCGUUAUGACGUAACGAAAAAUAUCCGUAAUCCGUCUGACAACGCAUCAGGGUCGCAAGACCUAUAUAUACACACCGCUAUGUAA
This is a messenger RNA of Rhopalosiphum maidis (corn leaf aphid), 2153 nucleotides long. RefSeq lists its product as uncharacterized. The record is from RefSeq and is a predicted model, not a curated record. Lineage: Eukaryota; Metazoa; Arthropoda; Insecta; Hemiptera; Aphididae. The transcript has 3 exons. Bases 255 to 2153 code for a protein of 632 amino acids.